AUGCCAAAUGAAAACAUCUUAGGAAGUGAGAACAGGAAAUAUAAAAAUAAUUAUUAUACAAUAGAAAUAAAUUUUAUUUUAAGGACCGGAUGGAACAAACGGCAAAACAGUGAGUAUUAUACAGAGAUACCUCGCCACAGGCCGGAUUCCCCGGGCAUCCCCGGUUUAAAGCGCAUAAAAAUCUCUUCUGUAUCUAUUUCUAAUUAUAAAAAAAAAUAA
This is a messenger RNA of Vairimorpha ceranae, 219 nucleotides long. RefSeq lists its product as hypothetical. Lineage: Eukaryota; Fungi; Microsporidia; Nosematidae. The record is from RefSeq and is a predicted model, not a curated record. The transcript has a single exon. The coding region runs from base 1 to 219 and encodes 72 amino acids.